Syzygium oleosum is the source of this 593-nucleotide messenger RNA. RefSeq lists its product as uncharacterized. The record is from RefSeq and is a predicted model, not a curated record. The transcript has 2 exons. The coding region runs from base 33 to 593 and encodes 186 amino acids. Lineage: Eukaryota; Viridiplantae; Streptophyta; Magnoliopsida; Myrtales; Myrtaceae.
CUCAAAAUGUAUUAGCAGUGUGUAAUUUUAACAUGGAAUUUACUUAUGUUUACGCAGGUUGGGGGGGACAAGCUCAUGAUACUCGUAUUUUCUAUGAAGCCCUCAGAAGAUUUGAUGUACGAUUUCCUCAUCCUCCUCCAGGUAAAUAUUAUUUAGUAGAUGCCGGAUAUCCAAAUCAAACAGGUUAUUUGGGGCCAUACAAAGAAGGUAGAUAUCAUUUGCUAGAAUUUCGACAAGGUCCUGCACCUUCAGGUUAUCGGGAGAUAUUCAACCGUCAUCAUUCAUCGCUAAGAUCAGAAAUUGAGCGGGCCUUUGGUGUAUUGAAGAAGAAGUGGAAGAUUCUAAAGCAUAUGCCAAGUUAUCCAUUUGAGAAGCAAGUGAAAAUUGUUAUAGCAGCAAUGACCUUGCACAAUUAUAUACGAAAAAACGCCGUCAGUGAUAAACAUUUUGCAAGAGCAGAUUUGGAUCCCAAUUAUGGAUAUUCAAUUGAUCUUGAUUAUGUGAAUGACGAGACUAGUGCUUCAAAUGAUAAUUUAUUUUCUGACAUGACACGUUUACGUGAUCAAAUAGCCAUGAGUUUACUAAAUACUUAA